This is a messenger RNA of Cataglyphis hispanica, 508 nucleotides long. RefSeq lists its product as uncharacterized. NCBI's taxonomy places the organism in Eukaryota, Metazoa, Arthropoda, Insecta, Hymenoptera, Formicidae. The record is from RefSeq and is a predicted model, not a curated record. The coding region runs from base 37 to 435 and encodes 132 amino acids. The transcript is spliced from 4 exons.
GAAAUUAUUAAGAAAAGAGACAUCGAAUAUAAACCAAUGUGCGAAAAUAAUGAUUAUCGAGAUUGUAAUUACAAUAGUAAUUAUUUAUCAAUGACAAAACAGAAGCACGAUAAAAUUGCAGAUGACUGCCAACGUCAAUCCAGGAAAAAUUGCAUGACAAGAAUUAUGAACAAACAAAUAGCAAAUUCUCGUUAUGGAGAAAUCUCCACAAAACGCGAGUUAUAUGAUAUAUUUCGAAAAGAAAACUGUCGAUUUCUUUAUGAAUCAAAUAGUAUCAUUAUAUCUUGUUAUUUAGAUCGACCAAAACCAGUUCUGUUGCGAAUUGUAAACUGGUUCUUCGGUGGUUGUCCAGAGGCCUCGAGACGACACCAAGAGCAGAUCGAUGAAGUCGGAAAAGAGGAAAUUUUCAAGUCUACCAACACGUGGCUCCUCUAAGCGAACCAAUUGUAUCCAUUGCAGUAAAAGCUGUCGAUAAACGUAGAAAACCGUAUCUCUGGUUUUACUUUGU